Messenger RNA from Lagopus leucura (white-tailed ptarmigan), 2745 nucleotides. It is a transcript of the gene TESK1, whose product is annotated as testis associated actin remodelling kinase 1. The transcript has 10 exons. Bases 22 to 2097 code for a protein of 691 amino acids. Gene Ontology annotation, molecular function: protein serine/threonine kinase activity; ATP binding. Gene Ontology annotation, cellular component: cytoplasm; nucleus. Gene Ontology annotation, biological process: positive regulation of stress fiber assembly; actin cytoskeleton organization; protein phosphorylation. NCBI's taxonomy places the organism in Eukaryota, Metazoa, Chordata, Aves, Galliformes, Phasianidae. The record is from RefSeq and is a predicted model, not a curated record.
CGUGACCCCGCGGGGAUGUGAAUGGCGCGGGGGUUGCUCGGCGGGGCCGACAUGGAGCGGGAGAAGCUGCCGCGGAGGCCUGGCUCGGCGCUGCGAGGGGAGCGGCCCGAAGAGAGCGAGACGGGAGAGGCGGCGGGGCCGUGGCCGGGCUGCGGGAGGAUGCGGCCCUCCUCGUACCGCGCGCUGCGCAGCGCCGUCUCCACCCUGGCGCGCAUCGACGAUUUCUACUGCGAGAAGAUCGGCACCGGCUUCUUCUCCGAGGUGUUCAAGGUGCGGCACCGCCAAUCCGGGCAGAUCAUGGUGCUGAAGAUGAACAAACUGACCAGCAACCGGGGCAACAUGCUGCGGGAGGUGCAGCUAAUGAACCGCCUCUCACACCCUAACAUCCUCAGGUUCAUGGGGGUGUGUGUGCACCAGGGGCAGCUGCACGCACUGACGGAGUACAUCAAUGGUGGGAACCUGGAGCAGCUGCUGGACAGCCCCGUGCCCCUCUCCUGGUCCACGCGUGUCAAGCUGGCACUCGACAUCGCCCGUGGCCUGCGCUACCUGCACUCCAAAGGCAUCUUCCACCGUGACCUCACCUCCAAGAACUGCCUGGUGCGCUGUGAGGCCAAUGGCUACACGGCUGUGGUGGGUGACUUCGGCUUGGCAGAGAAGAUCCCCACCUACAGUGAGGGCAGCGAGAAGGAGCCACUGGCCGUGGUGGGCUCUCCCUACUGGAUGGCACCUGAGGUUCUACGUGGGGAGAUCUACAAUGAGAAGGCUGAUGUGUUCGCCUAUGGCAUCAUCCUGUGUGAGACCAUUGCUCGUGUCCCCGCUGACCCUGACUACCUGCCUCGCACUGAGGAUUUUGGCCUGGACGUCACCACUUUCCGCACCAUGGUGGGAAACGACUGCCCUACAGCCUUUCUCCAGCUGGCGUUUCACUGCUGCAGCAUGGAGCCCACUUCUCGUCCCUCCUUCCUGGAAAUCACGCAGUGCCUGGAGGGUGUCCUGCAGCACCAGCUGGGCACUGAGGGUGCCAGGACCACCCUCUUCUGCACUGGGGACAGCGUGCCUGCACCCAGCACAGUGUCCACAUUCAAUGGAGUGGCCAUGAGGGCGGCUGGCCGCGCUGAGCAGUCCCCGCUGCGUGAGCUGGGAACACAGCACCUGCAGCCGGAUCAGCACCUGUCCCGCAGCCACUCUGACGUCUUCCCCCCCAAAUCAUCCAUCUCAGAGCCCUGCAGUGAGGCCAGGACCAAGGAGACACCAGCGCGUGUCAACCCCUUCUCCCAGCGUGAGGACCUGAAGGGGGGCAAGAUCAAGCUCUUUGACAUCCCCAGCAAGUCGGUCAUCUCACUCACAUUUGACCUGCCCCCUCCAAACCCACUGCAGCUUGCCACCCCCAUCACUCCUGAGCCAGCCGUGGAGGUGCAGUGUGACUUCUCAGCACCCACCACCCCAUCCCGCAAGUGCCACUCGCUGCCUGCCUCCCCCGAGCUGCCCCACCGGGGGGGCCUGGCGCUGGGCGUGAGGUCCCCCUCCCGGCCCCCUGCCCCUAAGCAGUGCCGCUGGGACAGCGGAGAGCCGAGAAUCCCAUCCAGCCCCACGGUGGAGGAGCGGAGAGGCUGCGCUCCCCACCACCCUGAGCCGCCACCGCAGCUCCGCACUCCUGCAUCCACUAGUGGCACCUUCAUCCGCACCUUGGCCUCGGGAAGCAAUCCGUGGCAGCAGGAGCCACUCAAUGGGCAGCUCCUCAACAGUCACCACCCUGCAGCAGUCAGCAAGCCGCUGUCCUGGGGCAGCGGGCUGGAGGAUGGCUUUUCUGAGCUCAGCAUCCCCUGCGCGGCAGCGGCGCUGGAGCGGACGGAGUGUGCGGCCAUGCUGCCUGGGCAUGGCUCCAGCAUGGUGCUGGAGCAGGACGAGGUGCUGCCCUGCCCUAGCUGCUGCUUGGGGCCCUUCAGCUUCACCUCUGUUUGUCACCGGCCAGCACCCAGCCCACCCCGCUACCAGAACCUCAACUGCGAGGCCAAGAGCCUCCUCUGCCACGACCGCCUCCAGAAAGCCCAGGGGUCAGCGGAGCCUGGCCUGAAGCUGCCUGAGGCACAGUCCUAGUGGUGGGGACCCCGCUGGGAGCCUGGGGUGCCCCCCGCUCCAUCACAGCUCACUCAGCACAUGGAAGCCCUUACUGCCUGGGCGGCUGAAGUGCAAUAACACUGCUGCUCCAGGCAGCAGGGUCAGUUCCCCGCAGGUCUGAAGCCUGUGGGACUCCCCUGUCCCCAUGGGCUAGCCUUCAGUGGGCUCUCACAGCUCCUCGGACUGAGGACAAGCAGGGCUGAUCAGGGGGUGUGAAGCAGUGUAUGUGAGCAGUGGGGGUCCCAGCUGCCACCCUGCAAGUGUAGGACACCCACCUGGUCCCUGACACAAUGAAACACCGUGGUAUACAGGUGUCCGGGCAGGGGCCAGCACUGGGGGUCUUUGGGCACUGAGCCCCCAGCGAAUGUGUGCUGUCCUGCCUAGCACCAGGGACUCAUCCACAUUGCUCACCCCAAGCUGAGGGCACCCUGCAGCCCCCAGCAUCUCUUGAGUGGCCAGGGGAUAAGGGAGGGACAGGAGUGGGAGCCGGCUUUCCUCCCUCCCGCACAACGCACUGGUGAAUGCAGAACUGUUGUGUUUCUUUUUUUUAUUAUUAAUAAUGAUAAUAGCUAGUAAUAUAUAACCAGCUUAUUUAAGGUGUUCAAUAAAAACUGAAUGUCCCAGCAA